CUGUUCUCUUUGUCUGUGACUUAGAUUUUGUUUUGUCAUUGUUAUCAACUUGUUGGUUUUAAAUCAUAAAGUUUUGUGGUUUGAUUUUCAGUUCAUUUUUAGUGCCGUUGUAAAAUAAUUAAUUUACAGGAUGUCAGCAAUACCUGUAGUCACCAUACAAAGCGAUUGGAACGAUGUUAUAAGAUUGCCCAAGGCAGAGGCGUGGAUAUCAUCGAAGUACCUUAAUGAGAUGAGCAUACAUGAUAAAUUAAAAACAGCUAUAAAUAAUCUUGAUAACAAAAUCAAAAUUAGCUUUACAGAUAAUUAUCAAUAUGUUUCACAUGGAAAUUUAAAUCUAGUUGUUAAACAUAUAAAGUCUGGUUUGAAAGUAGCUUUUGUAGCUCCAACUAAAACUCAUAAAGUACACACAAAAGCUGUGUUGUCAGUGUCAAUAGCUGAAAAUUCAUUAGCUGUAUCAUCUUGUGAAGAAGACAAACUAUUAGUAUGGGAUAGUAGAACAAGUGAAAUUCUGCUUGAUUUGAAAGGACAUGGUGGUCCUGUGUAUAAAUGUAGAUUGUUUCCAUCUGGUAUUGUUGUUAUAUCUGCUGGAGCAGAUGGUUCUUGUAGAAUUUGGUCUGCUGAAUCUGGAAUAAACCCUGUUACUUUAAAAGGGCACACAAUGGCUGUUACUGAUAUAUCUAUCAUAGAAAAAGGAAGAAAUGUUGUAACUGUUAGCAAAGAUGGCUCAGCUAAAUUGUGGGAUGUUGGUGAAUCAAACUGCUUAAGUAAUAUAACUGAAGGACAUGGACCCAUAAACUGCUGUGAAUUAGCAAAAACAAAUGAUAAGCAUGAAGUUGAGAAUGAACGAGAGGUAGGAACAAGCGACAAGCUGCUAGUGGUUGGCUGCGAAAGCGGAUUAGUAGUGUGUACUCAUAUCGCCAGACGUGAAGAAUUAUUCCGAAAACAGCUGGAGUCUCCUUGUAAUGCUUGCGUUGUUAUUGAAGAAACGGCAAUUUUAGGCUGUGCCGAUGGAAAGGUAAUACAAAUGAAACUGAGCAAUAGUGACGUUAUAAGAAAGUGGGAGGAAUCGGCCAGUCCUGUUCUCAGUCUGAUUGCGCUUCCAAAUCAAUUGUUUGUGGUCGGGCGUCAAGAUGGCACGUGCACUGUCCUGUCACUACAGCAGUCGUACGCAAUGACCAGGGUACAGUUAACUGGAUCCGAUUGUGAUGGCAUCAGAGAUCUAUCGUUCAACGGAAAGUGGAUAAUUGCCGGUUGCAGAGAUUCUCAUAUACGAAAGUAUGAUUUUAAUCAAAUGAUAGUGCACUACAAGUGACAGUAUACUUCAUAGCCAUUAUAUAUUAAGUAAAAAUACAAUCUGAUAUUUCACUCGACUGUUUUUUUUAUUAGUAUUAAAUGUUGUUAUAGUAAUACUUCGUAAUAUCUUCACAAAACACAUUAUCGCCUCAACGCAAUCUUCUUGCAGUCACAUAACAUACAAUAUUCUGUUGAUACAAUCUGAAGACAAAAAUGUUCAUAUGUGGUGUAAGAGCUUUUAUACUAAACUACCAAUCGGCAAGAUACGGAUUGUCAUUUCGUACGGCA
This is a messenger RNA of Diatraea saccharalis (sugarcane borer), 1581 nucleotides long. The record is from the annotation of a GenBank genome assembly. NCBI's taxonomy places the organism in Eukaryota, Metazoa, Arthropoda, Insecta, Lepidoptera, Crambidae.